Molecule: messenger RNA, 2208 nt
Organism: Rhineura floridana
Lineage: Eukaryota; Metazoa; Chordata; Lepidosauria; Squamata; Rhineuridae
Product: vomeronasal type-2 receptor 116-like
Exons: 4
Coding region: 1-2208 (735 amino acids)
Biological process (GO): G protein-coupled receptor signaling pathway
Cellular component (GO): membrane
Molecular function (GO): G protein-coupled receptor activity
Source: RefSeq, a predicted model, not a curated record
AUGCAGCCUAGUAACUCUCAUUGCAGAUUAGCGAUUCAGAUCUACCAGCACAUCCUGGCCUUGGUAUUUGCUAUACAGGAGAUCAAUGAAAAUCCCCAAAUCUUACCCAAUGUCACCCUGGGCUUCAACAUUUAUAAUAAUUAUUUUGCACCAAGUUUGACCUUUCAAUCCUCAAUGGAACUUCUCUCCACAUGUCAGACAUUCAUCCCUAACUACACAUGUGAUGUCCAGAACAAGCUCAUAGCAAUAAUUGGAGGGCCUAACUCUAACAUCUGUCUCCACAUGGCAACUGUACUGGACCUCUACAAGAUUCCACAACUUACAUAUUCUCCUGCUCCAGAGAAAAAUAACAAUGCCCAAACUGUUUUCUUCUACUGGAUGUUUCCAAAUGGAGCCCAUCAAUAUAGGGGGAUUCUCCAGUUACUCUUGCAUUUUCAUUGGAUAUGGAUUGGAGUGAUUUACCUGGAUGUUGAGAGUGCACAGAUGUUUAUACAUGAUAUGCUUCCCAUGUUUUCCCAGAGUGGUAUCUGCUUUGACUUCAUAGAAAACAUAUUAAAAAUAUAUGUUUCCAGUGACAUCACUGACAUUAUGACAGUAGGGAUGAGAAUAUUCACUGUCAUCAGGAGAAGCAAAGCAAAUACUAUGAUCUUUCAUGGUGAAAUGCAGAGCAUGGCAGAUUUUAGAAGUUUGCUUCACUUUCUUGAAUUUGAGGACAUGCCAGCAAAGAAACAAGGUAUAGUUUGGAUUAUGACUGCAGAGAUGGAUUUCACAUCAUUUUCCUUUCAAAGAAACUGGAGUAUAGACCCCAUCAAUGGUGCUAUUUCUUUUGCAAUUCAUUCAAAUGAGGUAUCAGAAUUCCAGCAAUUUAUUCAAUUGAGGAAGCCUUCUUUGGAAAGAGAAGAUGGCUUUAUCAAGGAAUUCUGGCAACAGGCAUUUCACUGUGUCUUCCCCAACCCUGAUGGAGACAUGAUGAUUGAGCAUAUCUGCACUGGGGAGGAGAAGAUGGAGAUGCUUCCUGUAUCAAUGUUUGAAAUGAGCAUGACCAGCCACAGCUACAGUGUCUAUAAUGCAGCCUAUGCUGUGGCACAUUCUUUGCAUGCCAUGCAUUCAUCCAUCUUGAAGACUAGGAUGAUAACUAAUAGAGGGAGAUGGAUGCUUUUGAAUCAACAGCCAUGGCAGGUCUCUCCCCUUUCUGUGUGUAAUGACUAUUGCCAUUUGGGUUAUAGUAAAGCUACGAAGGAAGGGAAGCCAUUUUGUUGCUAUAAUUGCCUUCCAUGUCCAGAUGGGAAAAUCGCAAACCAGAAGGACAUGGAUGACUGUUUUCAGUGUCCAGAUGAUCAUUAUCCAAACAACAACAGGGAUUUAUGCAUUCCAAAAAUUUUAAGUUUCUUAUCUUAUGAAGAACCCUUGGGGAUAGGUUUGGCCAUUGCUGCUCUUUCUUUUUCUUCCAUCACAGUUUUGGUGCUAGGAAUCUUUAUGAAGUACCAUGAGACACCUAUCAUCAAAGCCAACAACCAGGACCUCUCUUACACUCUCCUUAUCUCAAUCCUGCUCUCCUUCCUUUGUACUUUUCUGUUCAUUGGCCGACCUGGAAAACUGACAUGUCUUAUUCGGCAACCUACUUUUGGCAUCAUCUUCUCAGUGGCUAUUUCUUGCAUGUUGGCCAAAACAAUAACUGUGGUUUCAGCUUUCAUGUCCGCCAAGCCAGGAUGCAGGAUGCAGAAAUGGAUAGGGAAAAAACUGGCCAUCGCAGUUGUUCUCUCCUGCUCCUUCAUUCAAGCUGCUAUUUGUACUAUCUGGCUGACAACUUCUCCACCCUUCAUAGAGCUUAAUAUGCACUCAGUAAUUGGAGAAAUCAUUGUGGAAUGCAAUGAGGGUUCAGUUACUAUAUUCUACUGUGUCUUGGGUUUUAUGGGUUUCCUUGCCAUUGUCAACUUCACUGUGGCUUACCUAGCCAGAAACUUACCUGACAGUUUCCAGGAGACCAAGUCGAUCACUUUUAGCAUGUUGUUAUUUUGCAGUGUUUGGUUGUCCUUUGUUCCAACCUACCUGAGCACCAAAGGCAAAUACAUGGUGGCUGUGGAGAUUUUCUCUAUCCUAACUUCCAGUGCUGGGUUAUUGGGUUGUAUCUUUUUCCCUAAAUCCUACAUCAUUAUGAUGAGGCCUGAUCUGAACAAAAAGGAACAGCUAAUAAAGAAGAAAAAAUGA